ACGGAAGUGACGUAACGGGGCGGGGCGCGCACCUGGGCACCUGGGCACCUGGGCUGCCGCGGCGGCUCCGGCUAGAAGCGCGCGAUGGAGGGCGAAGGCGGGACUCCGUGGGCCCUGGGGCUGCUGCGCACCUUCGACGCGGGCGAGUUCACGGGCUGGGAGAAGGUGGGCUCGGGCGGCUUCGGGCAGGUGUACAAGGUGCGCCACGUCCACUGGAAGACCUGGCUCGCCAUCAAGUGCUCGCCCAGCCUGCACGUCGACAACAGGGAGCGCCUGGAGCUUUUGGAAGAAGCCAAGAAGAUGGAGAUGGCCAAGUUUCGGUAUAUCCUGCCUGUGUACGGCAUCUGCCACGAACCCGUCGGCCUGGUCAUGGAGUACAUGGAGACGGGCUCCCUGGAGAAGCUGCUGGCCUCGGAGCCGCUGCCAUGGGAUCUGCGGUUCCGCAUCAUCCACGAGACUGCGGUGGGCAUGAACUUCCUGCACUGCAUGUCCCCGCCGCUCCUGCACCUGGACCUCAAGCCCGCCAACAUCCUGCUGGAUGCCCACUACCACGUCAAGAUCUCUGAUUUUGGGCUGGCCAAGUGCAACGGGCUGUCCCACUCACACGACCUCAGCAUGGACGGCCUGUUUGGCACCGUCGCCUACCUCCCUCCAGAGCGCAUCCGGGAGAAGAGCCGGCUCUUCGACACCAAGCACGAUGUGUACAGCUUUGCCAUCGUCAUCUGGGGCGUGCUCACGCAGAAGAAGCCGUUUGCAGAUGAGAAGAACAUCCUGCACAUCAUGGUGAAGGUGGUGAAGGGCCACCGCCCCGACCUGCCGCCUGUGUGCAGAGCCCGGCCGCGUGCCUGCAGCCACCUGAUGCGCCUCAUGCAGCGGUGCUGGCAGGGGGAUCCGCGAGUCCGGCCCACAUUCCAAGAAAUUACUUCUGAAACCGAGGACCUGUGUGAAAAGCCUGAUGAUGAAGUGAAAGAAACUGCUCAUGACCUGGAUGUGAAAAGCCCCCCGGAGCCCAGGAGUGAGGUGGUGCCUGUGUCUUCGAGGCUCAAGCGGGCCUCCGCCCCCACCUUCGAUAAUGACCACAGCCUCUCUGAGCUGCUCUCGCAGCUGGACUCCGGAGUUUCCCAGGCCGUCGAGGGCCCAGAGGAGCUCAGCCGCAGCUCCUCUGAGUCCAAGCUGCCAUCGACCGGCAGCGGGAAGAGGCUCUCAGGGGUGUCCUCGGUGGACUCCGCCUUCUCUUCCAGAGGAUCGCUGUCGCUGUCCUUUGAGCGGGAGCCUUCGACUAGCGAUCUGGGCACCACAGACGUCCAGAAGAAGAAGCUUGUGGAUGCCAUCGUGUCUGGGGACACCAGCAAGCUGAUGAAGAUCCUGCAGCCACAGGACGUGGACCUGGUGCUGGAUGGCGGCGCCAACCUGCUGCACCUGGCGGUGGAGGCUGGGCAGGAGGAGUGCGUCAAGUGGCUGCUGCUCAACAACGCCAACCCCAACCUGACCAACCGCAGGGGCUCCACCCCGCUGCACAUGGCCGUGGAGAGGCGGGGGCGGGGCAUCGUGGAGCUCCUGCUGGCACGGAAGAUCAGCGUCAACGCCAAGGAUGAGGACCAGUGGACGGCCCUCCACUUUGCCGCCCAGAGCGGGGACGAGUCUAGCACACGGCUGCUGCUGGAGAAGAACGCCUCGGUCAACGAGGUGGACUUUGAGGGCCGGACGCCCAUGCACGUGGCCUGCCAGCACGGGCAGGAGAACAUCGUGCGCAUCCUGCUGCGCCGAGGCGUGGAUGUGAGCCUGCCGGGCAAGGACGCCUGGCUGCCGCUGCACUAUGCAGCCUGGCAGGGCCACCUGCCCAUCGUCAAGCUGCUGGCCAAGCAGCCGGGGAUGAGCGUGAACGCGCAGACGCUGGACGGGAGGACACCCCUGCACCUGGCUGCACAGCGCGGGCACUACCGCGUGGCCCGCAUCCUCAUCGACCUGUGCUCCGACGUCAACGUCUGCAACCUGCUGGCACAGACGCCCCUGCACGUGGCCGCUGAGACGGGGCACACUAGCACUGCCAGGCUGCUCCUGCAUCGGGGCGCCGGCAAGGAGGCCGUGACCUCGGACGGCUACACUGCCCUGCACCUGGCUGCCCGCAACGGACACCUGGCCACCGUCAAGCUGCUCGUUGAGGAGAAGGCCAAUGUGCUGGCCCGGGGACCCCUGAACCAGACGGCGCUGCACCUGGCCGCCGCCCACGGGCACUCAGAGGUGGUGGAGGAGUUGGUCAACGCUGACGUCAUUGACCUGUUUGACGAGCAGGGGCUCAGUGCGCUGCACCUGGCCGCCCAGGGCCGGCACGCACAGACGGUGGAGACCCUGCUCAGGCAUGGGGCCUACAUCAACCUGCAGAGCCUCAAGUUCCAGGGCGGCCACGGCCCCGCUGCCACACUCCUGCGGUGAAGCAAGACUUAGCUGGCUGCCUGCGGAGACCAGGGGUCUGUGUGGGGCUCCUGUCCUGCCCUUAUGUUCCUUGUGGGGAUGAAACGAUGCUGCCUGGGGCCCUGUCGUGGCUUGCCUAGACAUUGACGGAGUGCAGGUGACGUGGUGGCAUCAGGAGGCUGUGCUGCUGACCGGAGCGUCCCCUCCAGGUGAAGCUGGCUCAGGUGCACUUGGCUGCUCCCCGAUCACCAAUCUAGGCACCUGCUGUCCGAAGGGACCAUGGGUCAGAGUCAUUUCAUUGUGCUCCUAAUGGGCCGCUGAAGCUGGUCCCUUGGUGAGGAAGCCCCAGGUGAGGAAGCGUCCACUCUCCUGAGGCGAACCACCUCGGGUCACUGGAGCUCACCAGUCUUGACGGUGGAGGUGCAGGAGCAACUGCGUUUUUUCUCUUUAUACACGGCGGUGGGCAGAGAGGCCUGUCUCAAGGUUUUCCGCGGAAUUGUAUCUGAAAGAGAUGAGUGCCUGAUCAGCUGUUGCUGGAGACCUGUUAAAAACAUUC
Molecule: messenger RNA, 2968 nt
Organism: Sapajus apella (tufted capuchin)
Lineage: Eukaryota; Metazoa; Chordata; Mammalia; Primates; Cebidae
Gene: RIPK4
Product: receptor interacting serine/threonine kinase 4
Exons: 8
Coding region: 85-2433 (782 amino acids)
Biological process (GO): protein phosphorylation
Cellular component (GO): cytoplasm
Molecular function (GO): ATP binding; protein kinase activity; protein binding
Source: RefSeq, a predicted model, not a curated record